Acyrthosiphon pisum (pea aphid) is the source of this 956-nucleotide messenger RNA. It is a transcript of the gene Cth, whose product is annotated as Cystathionine gamma-lyase. The record is from RefSeq and is marked provisional. Gene Ontology annotation, cellular component: cytoplasm. Lineage: Eukaryota; Metazoa; Arthropoda; Insecta; Hemiptera; Aphididae. Gene Ontology annotation, molecular function: pyridoxal phosphate binding; cystathionine gamma-lyase activity. Gene Ontology annotation, biological process: transsulfuration.
AGUGGACUCAAACCUUACUUCGAUACAACGCCAUUCGUUAGGCCACGUGCUCGCCGCCCAACAAAUAAUUACACCGAAACCGAAUAUUGUAAACAUAGUUGGUGUGGAUGGAGAGCCCUACAAACCCAUGCAUGAGAGUUGUAGACUUGAAAUCGAUUUCGACGAUUGUCCAUAACAUACGAAAAGACAUCAUCAUAGUUGUCGACAACACGUUCCAGACACCUUAUUUCCAAAGACCACUCGAAUUGGGUGUAGAUAUCGUGUUCUAUUCACUGAGUAAGUACAUGAAUGGUCAUUCGGACGUCAUAAUGGGUGCUCUUGUCGUAAACGAUACGGAAUUAUACAAUCGUCUAGCCUACAUUCAGAAUUCGUGCGGUAUCAUGUCGUCGCCUUUCGACUGUUACCUUGUCAACCGAGGCCUGAAAACCCUGCAUGUGCGCAUGAAGGAGCACAUGAAAAACGGAUUAGCCGUGGCCAAGUACUUGGAACAGCAUCCGCUUGUCGAACGAGUGCUGUACCCAGGUUUACCGUCGCAUCCCCAACACAAGGUGGCUUUAAGCCAGGCCAGCGGUUUCAGCGGCAUGUUGUCGUUUUACAUCAAAGGCGGCAUCGGGGAAGCCACUAGAUUUUUGCAGGCCAUCAAAGUGUUUUGCUUAGCUGAAAGUCUCGGUGGUUUCGAGAGUCUGGCUGAUCAUCCAGCACUUAUGACUCAUGCUUCAGUUCCUGCAGAAGAACGAGUAGCAUUAAAUAUUACAGACAAUUUAAUCCGUUUGUCCGUGGGAUUAGAAUCCGAAGAAGAUUUAAUUGCCGAUGUCGAACAAGCACUAAAAGCUUCUGUUCAAAAAUAAUCGUGUUUUAGUUUAAAAAAAUAUUUUAUUUGUGUCAAAUUACAUUAAUGUUAAUCGGUUAAUAUAAUUAUUAUUAUCUAUAUUAUAUUUUAAAAUAUCUAUUGAUAA